GUAGAAAAUACCCUCGAGAAUAUGACCCGCUAGGUGCGACAUGUUAUCCGGGUCUUGCACGAACAUGGCAGUGACGCUACACACAGAUUUAGGAGAUAUCAAACUUGAAUUGGCAUGCGAUGAAGUUCCAAAAACCUGUGAGAACUUCCUAGCCUUGUGUGCCAGUGGCUACUAUGACAACUGCCUAUUUCACAGAAAUAUUAAGAACUUUAUGGUUCAAACUGGUGAUCCAACAGGUACUGGGAAAGGAGGGACAAGCAUCUGGGGACAAAAAUUUGAAGAUGAAAUUAGAGAAACAUUAAAGCAUAAUGGCAGAGGUAUUCUGUCAAUGGCAAACAAUGGACCUGACACCAAUGGAUCCCAAUUUUUUAUUAUAUACUCUAAACAGCCACAUCUGGAUGGCAAAUAUUCAGCAUUUGGCAGAGUUAUAUACGGCUUUGAAACACUGGAUGAUUUGGAGAAAGUACCAGUUGAUGAAAAAAGUUACAAACCAACUACAGAGAUACGAAUCAGGAAUGUGACAAUCCAUGCUAAUCCACUGGCUGACUGAUUUCAGUCACU
This is a messenger RNA of Corticium candelabrum, 561 nucleotides long. RefSeq names its product peptidyl-prolyl cis-trans isomerase-like 3. The transcript is spliced from 6 exons. Gene Ontology annotation, cellular component: catalytic step 2 spliceosome. Gene Ontology annotation, molecular function: peptidyl-prolyl cis-trans isomerase activity. Lineage: Eukaryota; Metazoa; Porifera; Homoscleromorpha; Homosclerophorida; Plakinidae. Gene Ontology annotation, biological process: protein folding; protein peptidyl-prolyl isomerization. Bases 41 to 550 code for a protein of 169 amino acids. The record is from RefSeq and is a predicted model, not a curated record.